This is a messenger RNA of Juglans regia (Persian walnut), 2263 nucleotides long. RefSeq names its product glucan endo-1,3-beta-glucosidase 4-like. NCBI's taxonomy places the organism in Eukaryota, Viridiplantae, Streptophyta, Magnoliopsida, Fagales, Juglandaceae. The transcript is spliced from 5 exons. The record is from RefSeq and is a predicted model, not a curated record. Gene Ontology annotation, cellular component: plasma membrane. Bases 458 to 1948 code for a protein of 496 amino acids. Gene Ontology annotation, biological process: carbohydrate metabolic process. Gene Ontology annotation, molecular function: hydrolase activity, hydrolyzing O-glycosyl compounds.
UCAUCUCCGUAACCUUAUUUCUUAUAUUGGGUCAGCUCUGAACAUCUUACUAGUAGUGUUGGACGUGUACUGGUUCUAUAUUCGUUUAUAAUAGAUUUGGUCUGACGGGGUAUUGUUAGUAAGGACUUUUGUUUCCAGAAAAUGGUUCGUAUAGUUUGUUGUUCUGCUGUUUUGUAGUUCCACAUUUAAGGAAUAGGUCUUUUUAUUGUGGGGCUUUGAAAUUCUUUCUAGGUGUUUUCUUAGAUUCCUUGUUCUGGGCGGUCAGUUUCGUGUCUCGAGUAUGUAAGUAACCGUGCCGGGUUUGCUGUAGGGUUUUGUUUUGUCAGUUCUUUGGAAGUGGCUUGGAGUGUAGAUAUCUCACUAUCUCUGCCCGUUCAGCUGGGUCAUUUGGAUCAGGUUCAUUACAGAGUGAAAAGCUCAUAAGUGUACAUCUAGGCUUGACAUUUUAUCGGAUCGGAUGAAGCUUGGAAAAUGGCUUGGAAUUCUGGUUUUGCUCGUUGUUGGCAUUUUCAGUCGUUCAUUAGGUGCAUUUGUGGGGAUAAACAUUGGCACUGGUGUUUCCAAUUUGCCACCAGCUUCAGAUGUUGUUGCGAUUCUCAAGGCCCAUCAGAUUACUCAUGUACGCCUUUAUAAUGCUGAUUCUCACAUGCUGAAAGCCCUAUCUAACAGUGGGAUUGAGGUAAUGGUUGGUGUCAUAAAUGAGGAAGUUUUAGGGAUCGGUGAAUCUGCAUCAGCAGCAGCAACCUGGAUUAAUAAAAAUGUUGCAGCUUAUUUGCCUUCAACCAAUAUUACGGCAAUUGCCGUCGGCAGUGAGGUCCUCUCCUCAAUCCCUAAUGCAGCUCCAGUUUUAGUUUCCGCCAUGAAUUACCUUCAUAAAGCACUAGUCGCUGCAAACCUCAAUUUUCAGGUCAAAGUUUCAACUCCACAGUCCAUGGAUAUAAUUCCUAGACCUUUCCCUCCCUCCACUGCCACCUUCAAUUCUUCAUGGAACUCUACUAUUUACCAACUCCUCCAGUUUAUAAAAAAUACUAAUUCCUAUUACAUGUUAAAUGCCUAUCCCUACUAUGGAUACACGAAAGGAGAUGGCAUUUUCCCAAUCGAUUAUGCUCUUUUCCGACCACUUCCCUCAGUCAAGCAGAUUGUUGACCCAAACACUCUUUUCCACUAUACCAGCAUGCUUGAUGCUAUGGUGGAUGCUACAUAUUAUUCUAUAGAAGCUUUUAAUUUUUCUGGAAUCCCUAUUGUUGUAACAGAGACUGGCUGGCCGUGGUUUGGUGGAGCAGAUGAACCAGAUGCCACUGUGGAAAAUGCUGAAACUUUUAUUAAGAAUCUAGUCAAACGAGUUCUAAAUAAUUCAGGUCCACCUAGUCAGCCAAGUAUUCCCAUUAAUGCUCACAUUUAUGAAUUAUUCAACGAAGAUAAGAGGCCUGGGCCAGUGUCAGAGGAAAAUUGGGGUAUUCUUUUUGCUAAUGGUUCGACUGCUUAUCCAUUGAGUUUGAGUGCUUCUGAUCGGAUUACAGAGAAUUCUUCUGUGGUUUUCUGUGUGGCAAAACCUGGUGCAGAUUCUGAUAAGUUGCAAAGUGGCCUAAACUGGGCUUGUGGACCAGGCCAGGCUAACUGCACUGCCAUUCAACCCGGGAAGCCAUGCUAUUACCCUGAUAAUCUUGAAAAUCAUGCUUCUUAUGCUUAUAAUGAUUAUUAUCAAAAGAUGCGAAGUGUUGGUGGAACGUGUGACUUUAGUGGUACAGCUGUAACCAGCACUAAUGAUCCCAGUAAUGGAUCAUGUCAGUUUGCAGGAAGUUCUAAUUCAAGCACAAGUGGGGGAUUUUCACCUCCUGUUGCACUUGGCCCUGCAAACCUAUUUGACGGGAGCUCGAAUUCAAUGAGGCACAAUUCCAAGCUUCAGCACAUGAUAUCUGCCAUAUUUGUUGCUCUAGCGUUACAUUGACUUGUAGAAGAUCCUUCAAGUUGUCUUCCAUCUUGAGCGUUAAAGCAUUACUGCUGUGAUUGUAAUUUCAAGUAAUGAUGGAAAUCUUCGCAUAUCAUUUUCAUCAUGGCUGUUCAUCAAUUUUGGUUGUUUCUUGUUUUGCUUUUAUGGUCCGUCCACCUCUGCUUCUUAUCAGGCGGGAUGUCUUUUGGGUUCAUUCAUUGUAAUGUAUUCUUUUUAGGUAGUAGUAGGUCACUAGGAUUUUUGGGACGAUGUAAUUGUACCUUUGAUUUUGUUCUUUAACAAUGAACAAUUCAGCGUACAAAUAUCCUUUCA